Messenger RNA from Ilyonectria robusta, 5359 nucleotides. RefSeq lists its product as uncharacterized. Bases 400 to 4860 code for a protein of 1486 amino acids. Gene Ontology annotation, biological process: transcription initiation at RNA polymerase II promoter. Gene Ontology annotation, cellular component: transcription factor TFIID complex. Gene Ontology annotation, molecular function: chromatin binding; transcription cis-regulatory region binding; RNA polymerase II general transcription initiation factor activity. The record is from RefSeq and is a predicted model, not a curated record. The transcript is spliced from 2 exons. Lineage: Eukaryota; Fungi; Ascomycota; Sordariomycetes; Hypocreales; Nectriaceae.
GCGAGCGAUUGAGGCACGACAGCCCAGUGUUUUCCUUUCGGGCGUGCACCCAUCACAAUUUCUUCUUGCCACUCUCUCGUUCUAGACUAUUUCGCGCCCUCUCUUGUUUUCCCCUUUGCCAUCGCUCUCCCGUCACGGACUUCUUCCCCCUGCUGCUGCCUUCUGCGAACCGUCUCCGCAAUCUACCGACGUGCGCUGAACCACCGAACAAAGGUUAUGCCUACGACCACAACCACGACCUAGGCCGAAUACCUCUUGCGCAUAGGCGUCAUCGAAAGGGCCUCUCGCGACGACAGGAUAUCGAGACCUCCGUCUUCAUCGAUGCGACAUACAUAAGCACUGAGCUCGCGGGGGCCUUUCGGCCUUAGUUUUCGUUCGACCCUGCUCCCGACCGUGGAAAUGGCGACCGACGGCCUGUUGCACGAUCCCAUGGAGGAGACGCACCCGCUCUUGGGCCUAGAUGAUGGCCUUCCACCCAUCGAGGACUUGCCGAUCCUUGAGUAUUUCGUCAUCAAGCAGGAGGUGAAUCUUGAAGUCAACUUUCGCGACAAGCGCAUCGAUGGCACGACUGACGUAAUCCUCGCCACCUUCAACGAUAAAAUCGAAGAGGUCGCGCUCGACGCCGCGAACUGCGAAAUCGACACCGACAAUGUCUACGUCACCGAGCUGCGCGAGGUCAACGGGGAGAUCGUCGAGGGCCUGAAGCGCAAGACCACCGCCGUGUAUACCGACCCAUACGACAAACUCUCACACCCCAAAGGCUGGAACUGGAGAGCUGAGCACCAUGAUCUCCGCCGAAUCAGAGCGCGCUCUUUGUUUCAUAGCCGAAAGGCCGACGUCCCCGCCGAGAAUAGAGAAUUCGAGGGCUGCACGCCGGUCUAUGGGUCACUCAAGGUGAAUCUGCGUGGGAAGGCAGACCAAGAUCGUCCGAGGCUCAUCAUUAGGAAAUCGACGGGCCUUGAUACGAUGGAUAGGACCAACAAGCAGUUCAAGCUCACCAUUCCGUUCACCAAUACGAACCCUCGAGAUGGCAUUCAGUUCGUUGGAGUAGACCCCCUCGACAACCGGUUCACCCACAUGUACACUCGAAGCUCCAUCAACCCGGGGACUGCUUCUUGCAUCUUCCCAUGUGUCGAUGAUCAUGGAUCACGUUGCGAUUGGCGGAUAUCCAUCAAAUACCCUCGAACACUCGGAGAUGCCCUCCAGCAGGCCUUGGCCACACAGCGGAAUGGCUCGGGUGGGGAUAGGAUGCAGAUUGAUGGACAAGAGCGAUCACAUAACCUUGCAGAAGAGGACAAACUCAGAGAAAUGUCCGUUGUCUGUUCAGGUUUCCUUAUGGAGGAGACUGUGGACCCAGAUGAUGACCACAAGAAGAUCAUGACUUUUGAGCCGGAGAAGAAGGUUUCGGUACAGAAGCUUGGCUUCGCGGUCGGCCCCUUUGAACAUAUCGACCUCUCAUCUGAGUCCCGAACGGAAGAGGAUGAGGUGAAGCUGGGUAUGAACGCGCUCAAGGUCCACGCUUACUGUCUACCGCACCGAGCCGAUUGGGUCCGCAACACAUCUGCUGCUCUGACCAUGGCAGCCGACUUCUUCACAUACACCUUUGCUAGGUAUCCCUUUGGAAACUUCAAGUUGUGUUUUCUGGAUGACCUGGUAGAAGAUACCGUGUCUCUCUACUCGAUGGCAUUUGUUAGCAAUCGGCUGCUCUUCCCAGAAGACAUCAUGGACACCGAGAUCGAUGUGACGAGAAAGAUCGUCUACACUCUGGCUAGCCAAUGGAUCGGGAUCAACAUGAUUCCAAACACCCGGAACGAUCUGUGGCUCAUCAUCGGCAUUGCCCACUACAUGACAGAUCUCUUCAUGAAGCGCCUGUGUGGUAACAACGAAUACAGGUUUCGGAUGAAAAUGUUGUCAGAUCAACUUGUCGAGGUUGACAACGAGCGGCCAUGCUUGUAUGACCUCGGACCCCAUCUCCACCUGGGAGAGUUCGAGAUGGAUUUCAUGACCCUAAAGGCUCCCGUCGUUUUCUUCAUUCUGGACAAGAGACUUAUCAAGGCCUCUGGCGGCCAUGGUUUGACUCGAAUAUUGCAGAAACUCCUGACCAAGGUCCAGAUCGAGAGCUCAGACAAGUCAACAAUUCUCGAAACGGAGAAGUUCAGGACGACCUGCGAGAAAGGGGCUAGGUACCGACUUGAGACCUUCUGGAGCCAAUGGGUUUACGGGUCUGGAUGUCCUCGGUUCGAUGUCAAAGCCAAGUUCAACAAGAAGAGGCUAUGUGUUGAGUUGACUCUGAAUCAGAUCCAAUCUCAGAUCACCAAGAAACCCCAGCUGGAGAGGUCUGACUUCCUCCGAGUUAUCAAGGAGCGCCGUGCUGGAGUUAAGCUUGGUGAGGUGCAGCCGCUUUUCACUGGACCUAUGACUGUUCGAAUCCACGAAGCCGAUGGAACCCCAUACGAGCAUAUUCUUGAAAUUCGCGAGGAUGCGACACGAUCCACCAAAUUCGAGAUCCCCUACAAUACCAAGUACAAGCGACUAAAACGUACUCGGCGUAUGAAGGAGAAGCAAAAUGUUGGAGCCAGCAUGGACACGGAAAACCUCGACGAUACCCUCCUCUAUUGCUUGGGUGAUGUUCUUCAAACCCCAGAGGAGCAACGGGACUGGGAGUUGAUUGACUGGGAUCCUGAUACCGAGAGGAAGAUGGACCAGGAGUCCUACGAAUGGAUUCGCGUGGAUGCUGACUUCGAGUGGGGUUGCGAUAUGAAGCGGACCCUCGAGCCAUACAUGUACGUGUCUCAACUUCAACAGGAUAGGGAUGUGGUGGCUCAGCAAGAUGCCAUGCUGUACCUUACUCACGGACCCCUUCAUCCAAUUGCCUCUGGUUUCCUCGUCCGGACGCUUAUCGACCGACGCUACUUCCAUGGUAUCCGGACGAUGGCUGCGGAGGCUCUUCCAAGGCAAGCCAACAUCAAGGACAUUUCAAUGCUUGGCCUUCGACAGCUGAUGAAGGCUUUUACCGACAUGUUUUGCCACAAUGAAUCCAGUCAACCGAAGCCAAACGACUUCUCAGACAAGAAGCAGUACAACGUCCGUCGAGCCAUCAUCAAGGCUAUUGCACAAGUCAGAGACGCCAACACUUACAAGUGCCCGCUGGAGGCUCGGCAAUUUAUCCUCGACCAGCUACUUUUUAACAACAAUGAGGAUAACCCCUACUCGGACCACUUCUACAUUUCCCUUCUCGUUGAGACAUUGGCCAUCUCUCUCGUGCCCUCGAAGCAGGACGAGUGGUAUGCUCGUCAGAACAAGGUGCCGAUUGAAGAGGAGAGGCAAUUUCUCGAGAGGGCUCUGGAGCAGAUUGAACGUGUUCUUAGACGGGAUGAAUGGACAAACUCUUACCAGAACAUCUGGACAAUUGCUGGGUUGGAAGCAAAGCGGCGGCUGAUGAAGGCAGAGGUCAUUCCUAAGAGCUAUCUUGACUUUGGGCAAUAUCUGCUUGAUGGAACCCGAGAUCUUAUUCGGAUCAAAGCCUUCGAGUCAUUGGUCGACCUUGGGGCGAUGAUGGAUCCUACGGUAUUCACCUUUUUGGUGUAUUCUCUCACCACAGAUCGAUCACCCUUUGUCCGCACCAAGCUCAUCGAGGCAGCGGCUUCUGGUCUCGCGGCGAUCGCGUUCGGAGAGCAUUCGAAGGCUGUUAAGAACGAGCCUGCUCCAGAUGAAGGAGACGCGCUUUUGCUUGUCCAAGACAGUGCCCAGGAGAUUGAGGCUCGAAAGGAGAUGUUUGCAAGAAAGGAAAACCUGGACGCAGCCCUGAAGGCUCUGCGAAAAGAGAUGGAAGAAACAUACGGCGGGGAUGAGCGACACUACAGCACGGCGAUGCGCAAGGCCCUGGACCACCCUGGUCUAGGCCGGGCUGAGCUGGAAAGUAUGCUUGAUUUGGCGGCGAUGAUGUUUGAGGAAGCAAGCGACUGGGUUGUCACGGUUAACCUGCCUAAGGCUUGGAAGGCUGAGCGACUGGCCCAACAGCUUGCCAACAGGUUGACUGUCAUGUUCAAGUCGUAUUACAAGACGAAGCCCAAGGAGCCUAUCCCUCAGCCACCACCUCCUGCACCAGUCCCCGCACCAGCCCCGGCGCCGGUGGUUGUUCCUGAGCCCAAGCGACCUAUUCCCCUCCCGAGAACUUCAUCGAUCAAAAUCAAUACCCACAAGAUCUCUACUCCCCAGCGGCCAAUGUCUAAUCCUCCCCCGGAAAGGGAUACGAUUGUAGCGUCGCCGGUGGUUUCUGUUUCUCGCCAACCGAGUGUUUCAUCCUCAUCAGCCUCGAAAUCUUCUCGGCCGCCAGAGCCCUCUUCUGCCUCUUCAGCUAAGCGACCUCGUCCGGAAAAGGAGGAGCACCAUCCUUCACCGGCUCCAAAGAGACCCAAGGUGGAAAAGUCACUAACUUCGGAGUUUGGUGGCGAGCGGAAGAAACGUCGUAUGGUUACUCUGAAGACAAGAAAUCCUAAACGUCUUGCUUUGAUCCUGGGCCACCAUCCCAAACCGAUUGCCAAUGGGAGGACGUCCCUACCUUCAGGGAAUCGCAAGGAAUCCUCGCCCGCUUCGUCCAUCAAAGAUUCUAUUACUGCCAAGCCUGCAAGAAAGCCUCUGCCUUCGGGGGAGCAGCCCGUUAGGAGAGCUUUGCCAGGAGGCCCAGUCUCCUCGUCACACCCCCCUACGCCGGGCCCUAAGAUCUCGCUGAGUGCCCAUUCAGCCUCAACGCCAAAGCCAAAGGUACAAAGCCAGGCGGCUUCCACGCCAACUACGGGGUCUGUGCGACCGAAGAUCAAGAUUAUUCGCAAACCUCAUCCACCACCGCCCGCUCCUUAGAAAGAACCAGGGGAGCCAAGUCGGAGACGUAUGGAGAAAACAAGCAAUGAAAUUUGGGCCGAGUCAACAUACGAGAGCCCGAAUUUCAUAUCACAGAGAGAGGAACAGGAAAUGAUACACAGUGGCGUGUAUCAACCCAACGAUAAUGGUGAGACGAGGACGUCCUUUGAACCUGUCACCCCUCAGUCUCUUCCAUCUCUCCCAAGCGAGACUACAUCUGAGAGUGAAGUGAGUGGAGAAGAAAAUGGUCGGACACAAUUUGGUGUUGAGGUCGCGGCCAACGACCGCGAAAGGACUUUGAUGACCCGUUGAAAGUUGAUUUUGAUGUUUGAAUAGAUGCAAUGGCGUGUAUUGCAUUACAUUUGGCGUUGGGCGCGAAGUGAACCAGACUGCCGGUGGGGUUGGCGUGCGGAAGGGAGUGGUAAUGACUGUACAGUAUUCAGAACACAAUGCUUUAGAUAUCCCCUUUGAAGCCAUGCCAAUAUCUUUUUAUAUAUGU